Messenger RNA from Aspergillus tubingensis, 501 nucleotides. RefSeq names its product phosphotransferase family protein. The transcript has a single exon. The coding region runs from base 1 to 501 and encodes 166 amino acids. Lineage: Eukaryota; Fungi; Ascomycota; Eurotiomycetes; Eurotiales; Aspergillaceae. The record is from RefSeq and is a predicted model, not a curated record.
AUGACUCCUGAUUAUACCAGGCCAGUACACACUGUUACUACAAACCAAAGAGUAACCCCAGUGUCCGCCGUACCAGGCGCCAAUAGCAGAUGGCUUUGGGGUAAAGCACAUGGUUUCCUCUACCACUUCUCACGAUGCUACUUCUACGUUUUCAGGACAUAUUUUGACCCGCACAUCAUCCAGCUGCAGUUUGGACUCGUUCUAGAAUGGACCAAUCGCACGAGCGUGGAGGAAGUUAUUGUAAUGCAAAUGGCUCGAGCAGCUGGUAUUCCAGUCCCAAGAGUCGUCAACUGCCGAGAGCACGUUACUCCUAACUUAAACCGAGAAGUCUCAAUACUCAUAACGAGACUGCCGGGGUUCAUGUUGAUGAACUCCGAUGAACUCUUGGAGGUUGCUGGCGAGGGUCCGUGGCUCGAAGAAAUGAAGACUUGCGCCCACACUAUGCGCGAGUGGGAGCCACCAAGUCAGGAUAUUAUCUACCCACCAGCUGGGACGGCCUAG